AUGGCGCCCCCGAUCACAGAGAAUCCGGAGUUCGAGGACUCCGAUGUAUCCGAUAAUUCCGACGUGGAACAACCCGAUGUCGACGACCGAGCCCCCAAACGCCGCCGUCUCUCAGAGUCUUCCAACGACUCAUACGUCGCACCUGCACCGCUCCCGACCCUCUCUCGUAUCAGGAAGAAGGGCGAGGUAGAGGAAGAGCCUGAAUCGAAGGAAGAGGAACCGGUUCUCAUUAGCGAUGCAAUUGAGCUGGUGGGCUGUCCACCCUUUUCGGAAUUGGACGUCGCGCCUUGGCUUGUCUCUUCGCUGACGACAAUGGCGAUCAAACGGCCAACUGCCAUUCAAAAGACUUGUAUUCCUGAGAUCCUGAAAGGCAAGGACUGUAUCGGUGGAAGUCGCACUGGUUCCGGAAAGACUAUGGCCUUUGCGGUUCCGAUUAUGCAGCAGUGGGCGCGGAAUCCAUUCGGGAUCUACGCUUUGGUUUUGACCCCAACUCGUGAGCUUGCACUACAGAUCUACGAACAAUUCCGGGCCGUUUCCGCGCCGCAAAAUAUGAAGCCUAUCCUCGUCGUCGGAGGCAUGGAUAUGCGCCAGCAGGCUAUUGAACUUGCGAACCGGCCUCACGUGGUCAUUGCAACACCCGGCCGACUAGCCGAUCACAUCAAGACGUCCGGAGAAGACACAGUAGCCGGUCUCCGCCGCGUUAAAAUGGUUGUUCUCGAUGAAGCCGAUCGCCUACUAGCCAGUGGGCCAGGAAGCAUGCUACCAGACGUAGAAACAUGUCUCGGAUCACUUCCACCAUCCGCCGAGCGUCAAACACUGUUAUUCACAGCGACCAUGACAGCCGAAGUGCGGGCACUGAAAUCCAUGCCGGCAGCCGGCAACAAGCCACCGAUCUUCGUGACCGAGAUCGGCACCGAAAACCAAGGCAAGAUCCCGCCAACUCUCAAGCAGACAUACCUGAAGGUUCCCAUGACACACCGCGAGGCCUUCCUGCACGCGCUGCUCUCCACAGAAGUAAACGUCACGAAGCCAGUCAUCGUCUUCUGCAACCAUACCAAAACAUGCGAUCUGCUAGAACGCACCCUCCGCCGUCUCGGCCACCGCAUCACCUCCCUCCACAGUAUCCUCCCGCAAUCCGAGCGCACGGCUAACUUGGCUCGUUUCCGAGCCACUGCUGCCCGUGUUUUGAUUGCUACGGAUGUUGCUUCGCGUGGUCUUGAUAUCCCGUCCGUAGAGCUAGUUAUCAAUUUCGACGUGCCCCGGAACCCGGAUGACUAUGUACACCGUGUUGGUCGUACUGCGCGUGCGGGUCGGAGUGGUGAGGCUACCACGCUGGUUGGACAGCGUGAUGUUGAGCUCGUUCUUGCUAUUGAGGAGCGUGUUGGUAGGAAGAUGGAGGAGUUCGAGCAGGAAGGUGUCAAUAUUGAGAGCCGUGUUGUUAGAACCGGUUUGCUUAAGGAGGUUGGCUCUGCGAAGCGUGAGGCUGCCGGUGAGAUUGAUGAGGGUCGUGAUAUUCUUGGACGGAAGCGUAAUAAGUUGAAGAAGGUUCGCUGA
Molecule: messenger RNA, 1554 nt
Organism: Penicillium verrucosum
Lineage: Eukaryota; Fungi; Ascomycota; Eurotiomycetes; Eurotiales; Aspergillaceae
Gene: dbp8
Product: ATP-dependent RNA helicase DBP8
Exons: 3
Coding region: 1-1554 (517 amino acids)
Molecular function (GO): RNA helicase activity; nucleic acid binding; ATP binding
Source: RefSeq, a predicted model, not a curated record